AUGCCAGUCCGACCAAACGCACGAGUGCUUCGCGACAUGGCAACACGCCAAGCGGUCCAAUCCAACGAACUCGUCCGUCGAGCUUUCAAAUACAUUGCACGCAACACUACGCUACCUCAAAAAGUGCGACACCAAGCUCAACUUCAACUCAACCAGUUUCCCAACAAGACAAGACCCGUUAGCGUGUCAAAUCGAUGCACAGAAACAGGGCGCGGUCGAGGUAUCAUCUCGGAAUUCGGCUUGUGCAGGUACCAGUUCAGGAUGAAGGCGCUAGCUGGCGAUCUGCCGGGCGUUAAAAAGGCUUCCUGGUGA
This is a messenger RNA of Mycosarcoma maydis (corn smut), 312 nucleotides long. RefSeq names its product mitochondrial 37S ribosomal protein uS14m. The transcript has 2 exons. NCBI's taxonomy places the organism in Eukaryota, Fungi, Basidiomycota, Ustilaginomycetes, Ustilaginales. The record is from RefSeq and is a predicted model, not a curated record. Gene Ontology annotation, cellular component: mitochondrial small ribosomal subunit; ribosome. Gene Ontology annotation, biological process: translation. Gene Ontology annotation, molecular function: structural constituent of ribosome. Bases 1 to 312 code for a protein of 103 amino acids.